AUGCGUGCGCUCCGCGGCCGAGCCGGGCUGCUCCUCUGCGUGCUGCUGCUGGCGGCGCUGCUGACCGCGGCGCUAGGGCUCCCCAUGAGGGAGCCGCGGGGCGGCGAAGUUCAGCCCCGCAGCCGCGGGAGGCUGGCAGAGGCCUCAGCCUCCCCAGAUCCUAAGUCUCCGAAGGAAGAGGAGGAGGGACCACUGCUCCCCCGAACCCACCUGCAGGCAGAGCCACACCAACAGGAACGCUGGACUCUCACUGAGCCGGCAGCUCUGACCCUGGGCCAUGCCACCCCUCCCACAACCCCAGGCAAGGCCACCCCUCCCAGGACCCCGGAGGUUACUCCCUUGCUGCUGGAGCUGCAGAAGCUGCCGGGAUUGGUCAACACAGCCUUGAGUACCCCAAACCCUGAUAUCCAGGUGAGAGAGCUUCAGAAGGGCCAGCAGCCCCUCAGACACCCAGAGAGAAGGGGAUUGAGAGGGUGGACUCAGGAUAGCCUUCAUCUUGGACUCUGUGGAAGGUGGGGCUUCUGUGUGGGAGCUUCUCUGGGAGAAGAGGAAGGGGGUACUCAUCUCAAGGACAGAGCCCCAGGGGAACAAGAGGAGAAGCGGGAGGAAAAGGAGGAAGACAAGGAUUAUUCUGUAGAGGAAAUCAAGGAUCUGGACCAAGAAGACAAAAAGGAGGACGAUGAUGAAGAGGAGGAGCUCUGGUUCAAUGGGACUACAGACAACUGGGACCAGGGCAGGCUGUUCCCCAGGGCUUGGGUCCUCAAGGAGUUUAACAUCAAAGAUCAUGAGACUCAGGAGGAGUGGAGUCCCUGGUCUCCCUGCAGUGGGAAUUGCAGCGCUGGCAAACAGCAAAGAACUCGGUCCUGUGGCUACAGCUGCACCUCCAUCGAGUCCCGUAGCUGUGAACUGCCCUUCUGCUCUGACACCGAGGACAAGAACAUCUCGGGCCCCCUCAGUGAGGAGUGGCAGCUCCUGAACAAGAGUGCUACAGAUUUGUUUGGCCAAGAUGUGGACAGCUGCGAGAAAUGGCUGACCUGCAAGAACGACUUCCUUACCAACUACGUAAGCCAGAUGCAGCGGGACCUGCCCAGCUGCCCGUGUGUCUACCCGCGGGGGGCCAUAGAACGCACCGUGAGCAUGCGGGACAACCAGCGCCAGGGCCGCAGAUAUCGGUGGAGGGACGCCAGUGGCCAUUCCGAGCGCCUGGACAUCUACCACCCCACGGCGCGCUACUGCCUGCGCUCCCUGCUGUCCGAGGAGAGCAGCACGCUGGGCGCCCAGCACUGCUGCUAUGACAACCACCGCCGGCUGCUGACCCGCGGCAAGGGCGCCGGCGCGCCCAACCUCAUCAGCCCGCAGUUGUCACCGCAGCUGCACUUCAAGGUGGACACGCUGCCCUGGAUCCUGUGCAAGGGGGACUGGAGCCGCCUCCACGCCGUGCGCCCCCCCAACAACGACCGAGCCUGCCCGGACAACCCCCCGUUGGAGGAGUACCUGGCACAGUUGCAGGAGGCCAAGGAGUACUAAUGCCGGGGCUGCCGAACAGAUG
Messenger RNA from Saimiri boliviensis boliviensis (Bolivian squirrel monkey), 1549 nucleotides. RefSeq names its product isthmin 2 (gene ISM2). NCBI's taxonomy places the organism in Eukaryota, Metazoa, Chordata, Mammalia, Primates, Cebidae. The record is from RefSeq and is a predicted model, not a curated record.